AUGGACGUAUGGCGAACGGAUUAUUGGUUACCGCGAGGUGUCAACUGGGAUGAACUACCUGUGAACUUCUCCGAUCUGCUCUAUCCGAUCUAUUUCUCUUUACCUCUCAUCGUAUUCAGGAUCUUUUUUGAGUCUUUCGUUGGUGUUCCACUCGGUUUUGCCCUCGGAUACUAUGGAAACGUGUCACUUAUUCGGACGACGCGUUCUAAACGAGUACUCGAAUGCUUCUGGAGAUUCAGCUACUAUACAUUUUCCUUCGCCUAUGGAUGCAUGGUGUUGUGGGACAAAUCGUGGUUAUGGGACGUCAAGCAGUGCUGGAUUGGAUAUCCAUUUCACACGAUUGACAAAAGCAUAUGGUGGUACUAUAUGGUUGAGACGUCGUUCUAUUACUCGCUAGUGCUCGCUUCUUUUUUCGAUGUCAGGCGAUCCGAUUUCUGGCAACUAAUGGUUCAUCACAUCGUCACAAUCGGUCUUCUCUCUAGCAGCUUUACUAUCAAUUUCGUUAGAGUUGGAACACUUGUGCUGAUCUCACAUGAUAUUGCUGAUAUCAUACUAGAAUUCGGUAAACUUACACGAUACGAUAGAAAUCUGAAGAAUGCGACGAAUAUUUGCUUCGUUGUAUUCUUGACUUCAUGGAUUGUUACUCGUCUAGGCUACUAUCCGUUUGUUAUUGUUCGAUCAGCGCUAUUAGAUGCAGCCAGCUUAAUCCAACCUGACUACGAGUUGCUGAAUCCUACGCAAGUACCAUAUGCUCCACGCGUUAUUAUUCUUAUGCUGUUCACAUUGUUGAUUCUUCACAUUUUCUGGACCGUCAUCAUUAUGAAAAUUGUUGUGAAAACUGUCACCUAUGGGGAAGCUGGCGAUGUUCGAUCCGAUUCCGAAGCUUCUGAAACUGAUGAAUCCCAGAAGUUGGUCAAGGUGCGUUUUCUCGUUAUUUCCCAUUGCCAUGAUUUUCGAUCUUACUUGAUUUAG
Molecule: messenger RNA, 972 nt
Organism: Angiostrongylus costaricensis
Lineage: Eukaryota; Metazoa; Nematoda; Chromadorea; Rhabditida; Metastrongylidae
Source: the annotation of a GenBank genome assembly